This is a messenger RNA of Ipomoea nil (Japanese morning glory), 837 nucleotides long. RefSeq names its product protein LURP-one-related 15-like. The transcript is spliced from 3 exons. Bases 107 to 700 code for a protein of 197 amino acids. NCBI's taxonomy places the organism in Eukaryota, Viridiplantae, Streptophyta, Magnoliopsida, Solanales, Convolvulaceae. The record is from RefSeq and is a predicted model, not a curated record.
CAAACAUAUAUAGAAAACAUCACAUAUUCUUACAAUAAUUUAUUUUAAUCAGUCAUCAGUACAGUAGAUUUUGCAGAGAUCGAUUUUACAAGAGAAAAAUAAAACCAUGUCGUCGCUUCAAAUGCCCUUUGGCAAUCCAAAUGCAGUGAUCAGCCCCAAUUACUGUGCCCCUCAGCCCUUUCAACUUUCCAUGAAGAAGAAACACUAUUUCCUUAGCAGCCGUGAAUAUGAAGUCAAAGAUGAUAAAUAUGGCAGAUUCCUCUUCAAGGUCAAAAGGAUCAAUUCCUUCUUCAGUAGCAAGGUGGUCAUCUAUGAUGCUGUCGGAAACCCAAUCGUUACUCUACGCCCAAAGGUAAAUUCAAGACGUAGCAGAUGGCAAGUGUUUAGGGGAGAAAGCAAAGCAAACACAGACAUUAUAUUCAGUGCUAGAAUUUCUUCAUCAUUCCAAUUUAACAGAAACUUAGAUGUGUUCUUACAGAAUAACAUAGGGGAAAAGAUUUGUGACUUCAAGAUGAAGGCAUCCAACUCUGCCAACACGUGUGAUAUUUAUGGACCAUCUUCUUUGUUGAUUGCUCAGAUGAAGAGGAAGGGCAUAUUCUUUGGAAGGAACCAUUUCAUGGUGUCUGUGAAACCAAAUGUGGACUAUGCCUUCAUUGUUGCACUCAUUGUUAUCCUUGAUGAGAUUGUGAAUUCAGAUUGAAAAACUCAAAUUUCUCUUCUACUAUUAUUAAUUAUGUUAUCGUAGCUGAGUAAGAAGGAUGACAAUGACAAGGAAUCGACUUGAUAUUAUUAGAGUUAAUUUCAUUUUUCGUCCUAGAUUUAUAGGUGACCGUUCAC